AUGACUACAGGAAAUACUCGUCGUGUCCUUCUACCUAUCGAUGGCAGUGAACACAGUAAACGUGCAGUAAACUGGUACUUGAAAGAGUUUAGUCGACCGAAUGAUUUCGCCUAUUUUUUCCAUGCAGUUGAACCGCAUUAUUCAAAAUCGUCUUCCGCUGAUACUCACGAUGUUCAUAAAGAGUUAGCCACCAGUGUGGAUAAAAACAUAAAAAAUUAUGCAGAACUUGGAAAAAUACUUGGUGAACAGUUAUAUGAAGAUUUACAGAAGAGUCAAAUUCAACUGGAGUAUAUCAUGCAGAUUGGAACAAAACCUGGUGAAUUAAUAGUCAGUGCAGCUAAAGAAAAAUCUGUCGAUGUUAUACUGAUUGGUAAUCGUGGCUUGGGUGCAUUGAGACGUACAUUUCUAGGCUCUGUUAGUGAGUAUGUCUUGCAUCAUUGUAAUAUACCGUUUAUUGUUGUUCCACCUCCUGUGAGUUAACCAGUAAUGAAUAAGAACUAGUGGGAUCACUUGUGUUUAUUUGUUUCUUUUACAAUUCUAUGCUUUUUGGUUUACAUUCCAUUAAAAAGUUUUUGAUAAAUGUCAGUGUAUAUGACUUUGUGAAAGACUAUUAAUAUUGCCAAUGACUUUAUUUUAAUUGGAAGCUGUUAUUCCAGCGAAGAAUGUUAAACUGUCUGCUUCUAACUUAUUUCUAAUCUUAUUAUUCAACUCAUCAGAUGAACUAUAUGAACGAGAUCAUAUAACGAAUGACCUAAGUGAAACUGGAAUUCUGUUUUGUAUUGCUGGUCUUUUCUCUAUGUAUGCGCUGAUAAGUUUCAGUUAUUAAUUGAUA
Messenger RNA from Trichobilharzia szidati, 832 nucleotides. The record is from the annotation of a GenBank genome assembly. Lineage: Eukaryota; Metazoa; Platyhelminthes; Trematoda; Strigeidida; Schistosomatidae.